This is a messenger RNA of Zingiber officinale, 1349 nucleotides long. Its product is annotated as tetraspanin-2-like. The coding region runs from base 219 to 1034 and encodes 271 amino acids. Gene Ontology annotation, cellular component: plasmodesma; plasma membrane. Lineage: Eukaryota; Viridiplantae; Streptophyta; Magnoliopsida; Zingiberales; Zingiberaceae. The transcript is spliced from 2 exons. Gene Ontology annotation, biological process: auxin-activated signaling pathway. The record is from RefSeq and is a predicted model, not a curated record.
UUUGUAUGCCACCGACCCAUGACAGCGCAGCAGCAUCAUCAUCAUCUACUUCGACUGUGUGGAAAAGGAACAAAGGAAAGCUAGCAGCGGCAGCGAACGCGUUAGGCGCUUCCACGCCGCCUCGCCCUGCUCCGUCUCUUCAACCAACGCGCACAGGGCGGUCUUUGCUGAGCUAAGUAAACGAAUCGAUCGAUCGCCAAGUUUCCCCACUCGUCGCCAUGGGCGUGAGCAACAACAUCACCGCCUCCCUCAACUUCGUCGGCCUUCUCUGCUCCGUUCCCGUCAUCGGCGCCGGCAUCUGGCUCGCCUCCAAGCAGGACAACGAGUGCCUCCGGCUUGCCCGCUGGCCUGUCAUUAUCCUCGGCGUUCUCCUCCUCCUCGUCUCCCUCGCUGGCUUCGUCGGUGCGUACUGGAACAAACAGGGCCUCCUCGCCGCCUACCUCUUCUUCAUGGUCGUUCUCAUCCUUCUCCUCCUCGCUCUCCUCGUCUUCGCCUUCGUCGUCACCCGCCCUGACGGCUCCUACCACAUCCCCGGCCGGUCCUACCGCGAGUACCACCUCGCCGGCUACUCCGCUUGGCUCCGCCACUACGUCGUCGACCACUGGGCACGGAUCCGCCUCUGCCUCAGUGCCUCCGACGUCUGCCAGAGGCUCGGCCGCGAGCAGCCCUUUCUCACUGUCGAGCAGUAUUUCCAGACCGAUCUAUCGCCUCUCCAGUCGGGAUGCUGCAAACCACCGACGAUGUGCGGGUACGCGUACGUGAACCCGACGGUGUGGAUCAACCCGAGCAACCCCUUGGGGGACGUGGACUGCGCGGCGUGGAGCAACGACCAGGGUCAGCUCUGCUACGACUGCACCUCCUGCAAGGCGGGGCUGCUGGGGAACCUACGCCGCGAGUGGCGCAAGGCCAACGUCGCCCUCAUCGUCGCCGCCGUCGUCUUCAUCUGGAUCUACAUCAUCGGCUGCUGCGCCUUCAAGAACGCGCAGACCGAGGAUCUCUUCCGCCGCUACAAGCAAGCUUACGUAGGACGCUAAUUACUUCAAUUUGCAAGUUUUUGCUUCAGCUUUCUGCUGCAGAUGCUUGAUGUUUCACGGGCGUCAGUAGAUGCUUGAUGCUUGAUCUCUUUGGCACUGUAAAUAGUUUGUUAUGAUCUAUUUCAUAUUUGCUUGAUGAAGCAAAUGUCGGAUGUGGUAAACACUCGACAAUUGUCAUCCCACAGUUUGAUGUAGAUCAUGUGAAAGUAGGUAAUCAGGGUUAGCUCGAUCGUCAAGUUGUUAAGGGAAGAGAAGAGUUUUUUUUAUAUACACUAAUCCGGUUCGGAAUUUGACUCAUACUAAGAUCGGAUGAGA